Molecule: messenger RNA, 4546 nt
Organism: Cimex lectularius (bed bug)
Lineage: Eukaryota; Metazoa; Arthropoda; Insecta; Hemiptera; Cimicidae
Product: nesprin-2-like
Exons: 24
Coding region: 727-4440 (1237 amino acids)
Biological process (GO): nuclear migration
Cellular component (GO): meiotic nuclear membrane microtubule tethering complex; nuclear outer membrane; cytoplasm
Molecular function (GO): actin filament binding
Source: RefSeq, a predicted model, not a curated record
UAUUUUCGUAUUAGUGUCGUUCAACUGGUCUGUAAUAACGUAUUCUCCAGUGAAGAUUUCCAUAGUGAAAAUGUUUUAAUCGAAAAAACCAAAAAAUCAGUUUGAAAGACAAUCAGUUCUGUUUUCAAGGGCGUUCAAGACACUCUCGGUGAGCGCGAAGUGAGCUUGGAAGAGCUCAAAGAGAGCGGUCAAACUUUGGAAAAGGUCGUCAGCGAGGAGGUCGGGAAGAAGCUUAGAGCCGAAGUCAAAGCCCAAGAAGAAGCCUGGAAGUCAACCCAGGAAGAACUGACGGACCUCGUUAAAAGCUACACGCACGCAGCCGAACUUUGGGUGCAAUACGCGGACGCAAACAAAAAUCUUGACUUGAACGCAAAUCUCACAGCAGAGGAAUGGAAAGAUCGGAACGAUAAGGUAGAGGAGUUAAGAAGAUUAGCAGAUGCCAUAUCUAAAGAGGUAGGUAUAGAGGUGCUUCGACCCGAAGUCGACUCAUUGGCCAAGAGGCUUCAGGACGCACAGUUGUCCCUCAAAGCCAUCGACGCUGCUGAUAAAAUCAAGCAACCCGUAAUCCUCGAAGAUAUCAAAAAGACUCUAAAAUCAGUCGAAGCUGAGAAAGAACCCACCAAGCAAUUAACUGCCCUAAGAGACCAUCUGGUAUUGCUCAGUAAAACUGAAGACCAAAUCGUCGACCUCGGUAAUGAGCCGUACCGAACCGACAGCUUAUCUGUGAUGCAACUUCUUCAACUUUGGGAGAAAAUAUUCCGAGAAACUUUCCAAGAAUACCACAGGCUAUCGUCAAGACUUAUAAACACAGAAGAGAGCGCGAACGUAUUGACGCUCUGGGAAGAUUACCUACAUCACGUCAAUCAAUUUUUAGACUCCUCUUUGCCCCAACACUAUCAUGAGCUUUCAGACCAAAAUAAAUUGUGCCAAGUACAUCAUGAUGUUAUCAGUUGCCAAAAAUCUUUAAUACCUAGCCAUAAAGCUAAUGCUGACAAGUCAGUAAUAGAGCAGUUCAACAGGUUGACCAAUGUUCAUAAUGAAACAUUGGCAAGAAUCAUGGAUAAGCAGACUGAGAUACAAGGACGAUUGAUAUCAUGGGAAAAGUACAGGCAGGAGCAAAAUCUUUUGCUCAAUUGGCUGAAGGAUGCCGAAACGGAUAGGAAUAAACUAAAACUGCGAUACGUCCAUGCGAAAUCUCUUGGGAAGACGAUCGCUGCUAUUCAGGUCAUGCUGAAACGGUUCCACGAAGGUGAAGAAAUGGAAAAAUCUCUUCACAAAAAGUUGAACAUGAUAAUGAAAGUGUGCGAUGACAGCUUGGCCAAUUCUUUGAAAUAUGAACAUUCCUCAAUAUCCAAUAGAAUGUCUAACCUACAAGCAGCACUACGUACAUGGAAAGACAGUUUGAUGAGAGUUAAGGAGAAUUAUGACACAUAUGAAAGUCAGGUUAACAAAAUACAGUAUAAAUUUAAAGACAUACAAAAUCAUUUGUCAAAUGAAACUCAUGAAUCUCAACAAUUUAUUCCAUAUGAAAAACUAGAACAUAGAUUAGCUAAAAUUGAGGAGGUUUCGAGGGAAGUUGAUGCACUCGGUGGUGAUAUUAGUUACCUCGAAGAGCUGAAAGAUGUCCUGAAGGACACUUUGAGUCCGAACGACAUAAAACUAAUGUCACAAAGAUGCUGGCUGUUUUCACAACAGCAAUCUGACCUCGAACACCAGCUCUCCUUUGUGAGGCAAACAUUAGAAGAUCAAAUUCAAUUAGCCCAUCUUUACGACAAGAGGUUCGAAAGGUUCUUGAACUGGGCUAAAGGCGUCGAUGAAAGAUUGGACAGAAUGUCUAGUCAUAGAUUCAUGGAUGCAGGACAAGCACUUAGACGUCUAGAAACAGAGAUCCAAUCUGAGGUGUCUAUUAAGAAAAAAGAAGUCGAUUGGCUAUCUACGACUGGCCGGGAACUCUUAAGUGUCGAAGAUGAGGGCACACCUCAUGGAAAACGCUUAACCCAGUCGUUAGAAACAUUAACAAAAACAUGGAAGAAUAUCCUUGCCAAUACUGACGGAAGGGCUGCAAAAUUACGUACAGUCAUACAGCACAUGGCUGAAUUAGAAGUAAAAAUGGAACACUUGAGGACUUGGCUUCAAAAUAUGGAACAUAAACUUUCGCUUCCUUUUACUUUUACUUCUUCUUCGAGUGAUAAUUUUGAAAAACUUUUAAAAGAACAAGAGGAGCUUCAAACUGAAAUAGAACAACACAGUUCUGAGAUCGGUGAGGUACUUAAUCUGUGUGAACUUCUCUUAAAUGACUGUGAACUGUGCCACAUAGUUUUAGACACUGAGGGUAUUACAAUGGCAAUGAAUAAUAUUGAAAGGAGAUGGAGCAUCAUUUGUGUGCUUUCUAAUGAGAGAAGGAGCUCCAUUGAAUCUCUAUGGGCCAAAAUUCAAAAUAUCUUUGUCAUGGUUGAUGAACGACAGACCUGGAUGGACAAUAUGGCAAAGGAAGUUACCGUGCUUGAAAACCAUUUGACUCCACCUUUAUGCAAUGUUGAGAAUAUUUCGCAAACUAAUCAAAAUUUGAAAGCUGUUGAAUCAGACAUCAAAUCACUCAAUAGCGAAGGGCUUAAACUACUUGAUGAAACAUACCGAAUCCUUUUGAGAAAGUACUCUUUGCCAAACGAUAUAAUCGGCUUACCAGAGAAACUACAAACAGCUGAAGAAAACCUCUUAAGUAGAGUUCAAGGUGCAGAAAAGACUGCUGACUCAAGAGCGAAGAGUUAUGAGAAAUUUUUGAAAGCUCAGGAAAGGGCGGUUACUGCGAUGGUCAAAUGUGACGCUAUGUUGACAAUGGCUGAAGUAAAGGAGAUGGCGGAAAUCAAUACUCCUGAAGCUCUAGUUAAUCAUUUGGAUGAAAUUGAGAAGAUUCUAAGAGAAGAGAAUGACAAUAUGAGAGAGGCUGAUGAAUUAGGAUUAAAGGUAAUGAAAUGGUGUCCCGAUAAAGACAUAAACAAGAUAAAACAUAUGAUGGACGAAUAUCAAAGUAUUUGGAAGGAUGUGAAGCUACGUUUAGCUGCGAUUAGAGAUUCCAAUAUAUUACCUGUAAAGAUGACAGAUCAAAGUGUAGAAGUAAGUACUCUCAAAUUUGAAACAGACAGAAGCACCCAAGUAGAUACACUCGGGUGGAAUGAUAGCCCGAUUUCAAGGAAAGACGCUUUCAUUACAAAUCUUCAGACAUCAAUAGAAGAUAUGGAACAGAUUUUAUCCAAACUAGCAAAACUAGACGAUUUUGAAACUUACCAGAAAAUUGGAAAUUGCAUUAGCCAGUGUGACUCGACUUUUGAUUAUGUAAAACACCUAAGUGAGCUGCUUUUAGAACAGUAUGAUGCAAAUGAGACUGAGGCGCAAGUUGAAAAGAUAAAAUCUAUCAACGAUCGCUUCAAAGCUUUAAGGCAGCAAGCUCAACUGAAAUUGAACCAACUUAAAGAAACGAGUGCACAUGGAAAGCUAUCUUGCCCUCUUUGUUCCAACAACAACUGGAAACAAUUAGACAAUGAUCUUUGGCGGCUGGAACAAUGGCUACAGUGUGCAGAAGGCCGGUUGUCUUCGCAACCGUCGACCCCUCCAACUUCUAUGGAACAAUUAGAAGACGUAAUCCAAGACCAGAGGGAACUGCUAUUAGACCUCGACAGUCAUAGGAACCUAGUUGUCUCUAUGAACAUCGUCGGUACACAUUUAGCCGAACACAGUGAUAGCGAAGAAAGAGCAAGGGAUCUGAGGACCAGGUUAGCAAACGACAAUUUGAGAUGGGACAGAGUUUGUGAAUCCGCUGCCUCAUGGCAAGCUAAACUGCAGACUGCUCUCAUUCAGAAUGGCGAGUUUCACGAUACAAUAGCUGAGCUCACUGCUUGGUUGGAAAGGACAGAAGUCAGCAUCAAUCAGUCAGAACCUAUCAAUCUUAAUGAUCCAGCUAAUUUAAUACAAGCUAAACUGGAAAAAUUUAGGGAGUUGAAGCAGGAGCUUGAAAGAUGCGAGCCUAGAAUAAUUUCCCUUGAGGAGACUGCACGCCAAGUUAUGACAGAAGAAACAAAACUAGCAUGUCAAAAAUUACACAGAAUGAGACUAAGAUUACAAUCCUUGACUCGUUUGACAGCGCUCUAUUUAGCCCGAUUAGCCGGUGCUCAGCCACCUACAUCACAGCAGCCUUCGGAGUCAUCAGACCAAGGAGAUCAAGUUGAUAUUGGAGAAGAGGUUGAAACCAGGACGUUAGUUAGGUGUCACAAUUUCCUUGGUAGGGUGAUGAGAGCUUCUGUGCCAAUAAGUGCGUUCCUUUUGCUACUGCUUGGCGCAGCAACUCUUAUUCCGCAGUCUCAACCAGAUUUCGCUUGCGCUGAAAGUAUUUUGUACAACUGGGCGCCUAUACUACGAUAUCCUUAUGGCCAUCCACCCAUAUAAAUUGAGAGAAAAUUUUAUUAUAUGCAGAUGCAAUUUUAGUUAUAUAUAUUUUUGUUAAAAACAGAGAUAAAGAGCAUAUUUUAUGAUAAUAUUGUAUGUAGAACAU